AUGUUCCUAGCCAGACUGGCGCAGUUGGUGGUGAACUCGGGGGGCUGCGGCCCGCUGGUGGAGCUACUGGCCGCGGGGGGUGCGGCGGGGUGUGCGGGGGGCGCGGCGGUGCCGGCCGCCAUGGCGCUCGGCUUCAUCGCCGGACAGUCCGACCAGCUCGCCAUGGCUGUCAUCGAGGCAAAGGCGGUGCCAGGUCUAGCGAGCAUGCUGCAGGGCGCCGACAGCGAGGAGGCGGCGCUGGCGGCGGCGUGGGCGCUGGGCCACGUGGGCAAGCACUCCCCGCAGCACAGCCUCGCCGUGGCCGUGGCGAAUGUCUUCCCCGCGCUUAUGCAGCUUUACACUGACCCAAAAUCAUCAGCUGAGGUGAAAGGGCGAGCUUGUUGUGCCUUGAAGCAGGUGCUGCAGUGCUGCCUGCACCGCCCCGCCCUGGAGCCCAUGCUGCACGCCGCGCCGCCCAGCAUACUCAAAUAUGUGCUGGCACAGUAUGCCAAAAUACUGCCUAACGAUGCCCAAGCUCGUAGACUAUUUGUUUCCACGGGAGCCUUGAAAAAAGUACAGGAAAUCGAAACCUCACCUGGAACAUCUUUGAUGGAGUAUAAAAAUAUAAUCAACAGCUGUUUCCCGGAAGAAAUAGUUAGGUAUUAUACUCCAGGAUAUUCGGAUGCGUUGCUGGACAGAGUCGAAGCGUAUACCCCUCAGAUUCCUGAACUAUUUACCGACAAAGUGCCCAGUGACUGCCAAAGUGAAAUAACUAUAGAAAAUGGUCAAAAAUAAAAAUGCUUUUCUAUUUCUCCAUGUAUUAUAAUUUAUUGUAAAAUACAAUCUAAAUUGUUUGUUCAUACAAUAAAUUGUUACUACCUUUC
Messenger RNA from Plutella xylostella (diamondback moth), 863 nucleotides. RefSeq lists its product as uncharacterized. The record is from RefSeq and is a predicted model, not a curated record. Gene Ontology annotation, biological process: cilium movement. Gene Ontology annotation, cellular component: microtubule cytoskeleton. Gene Ontology annotation, molecular function: microtubule binding. NCBI's taxonomy places the organism in Eukaryota, Metazoa, Arthropoda, Insecta, Lepidoptera, Plutellidae.